GCACUUCUCCGAGACUUUCCCGGGUUGGCAGGGAGGCAUGCAUCUGCACACAGCUCUCGAGCCGCAGAAGCUGAUUAUUUUGAUCUGACACGCGUCCGGCGAGUAGGUUACUAUCUUGCUACUCUCGUUCGCGCUCUCUCUUUGUCAAAAUCUGGCGGACUACGCUCUUCAAGGCGCAUAUUCUGAAUCUCAGGAACUGACGAUGACGUCAAACCUCCAAACGCCGAUCAGCUAUUCAUUUUUGGCGCUGGAUCCCAUUAAUCUUUAUCUUAUCAACUCGGCAUUGUCCGCGGACGGAUGCGAUCGUUCGGAGGAAGGCCAUUUCUCGUCGGUUCUCUGGAUAGAUCUCCCACUGUGCUUGGCGGUUCGUAUCCAUCGACCUGUCGACAAGAAUGCACAUAUCACUGCCGGGCAUCGACUUGAGCCAGCGAAUGAGAUUGAUACCGAGGUUCUCGACCGGCCGCUAUCGUCAUUGGUGUGACUGGCUCAGUCAGCAAUUAAAGGGGAAAAGCCAGGAGCAGCCCCAGCGCUCCGGCCAGGCCAGGCAAGGUGUAGAUGGGUGAGCAAUCAGUAAGACUCCAAUGGGACCCCGAAUAUGGUGCGACGAAGCUUUACCUGGCAUCGCCGGGAAUUAGAAGUCCCCUGGCCUUGGCCGGCGUUGAAUGCACGAUAGACUGAAUCGGCGAUCGAAGGGUGGAUUUUGCACGUUGUUGCUGUCGAGACCGGGCGGAGACUGUUCAGAAGAAGGCUGUGGCCCAGCGUGUGGGAAGCUUGGGGAUCGCACGUUCAGCCGAAAUCGAUACAGUUAUCGCCGAAAAAGGAUGACCCGUCUUUUCGUAUAAAAGCCGGCGCAAACAUCCAAUGGGCAUCACUCUCUUCUCUCCUAACCAACCACAUCUCAAUCCUCACGAUGGUCAAAGUCGGAAUCAACGGGUACAUAUCCUGGGUCUUUCUGCCCGUUCGAUCGCUGAUCUAUUCUAUCUUUUUUCCAGUUUCGGUCGUAUCGGUCGUCUCGUCUUCCGUAAUGCCCUUGAGGUUCCAGGACUUGAGGUCGUUGCCGUCAACGACCCGUUCAUCCACCUUGAGUACAUGGUUUACAUGUUGAAAUACGACUCCGUGCACGGUCGCUUCAAGGGCACCGUCGAGCUUAAGGACAACAAGCUUGUUGUCAACGGCAAGCCUGUCACCAUCUUCGGUGAGAAGGACCCUGCUGUCAUUGCCUGGGGCCAGGCCGGUGUCGACAUUGUUGUUGAAUCCACUGGUGUCUUCACUACUAUUGACAAGGCCUCCGCUCACUUGAAGGGUGGUGCCAAGAAGGUCAUCAUCUCCGCCCCCUCGGCUGAUGCCCCCAUGUACGUUGUCGGUGUCAACCUUGACUCUUACGACCCCAGCCACGCUGUCAUCUCCAACGCUUCGUGCACGACCAACUGUCUUGCUCCCCUUGCCAAGGUCAUCAACGACAAGUUCGGUAUCGUCGAGGGUUUGAUGAGCACCAUCCACGCGGCGACCGCAACACAGAAGACCGUUGAUGGACCUUCGAUGAAGGACUGGAGAGGUGGACGUGCUGUCAACAACAACAUUAUCCCCUCGUCCACCGGUGCCGCCAAGGCCGUCGGAAAGGUCAUCCCCACCCUCAACGGCAAGCUCACUGGUCUUGCUUUCCGAGUCCCGACUGUUGAUGUUUCCGUCGUCGACCUUGUCGUUCGUCUGGAGAAGCCUGCCAAGUACGAGGAGAUCGUCGCCGCCGUCAAGGAGGCAGCCGCUAGUGACUACAAGGGCAUCAUCGACUUCACCGAUGAGGACCUCGUCUCGACCGACUUCACCGGCAACACUGCCUCGUCCAUUUUCGAUAUCAAGGCCGGCAUCCAGCUCAAUGAUACUUUCGUCAAGAUCAUUGCGUGGUACGACAACGAGUGGGGCUACUCUCGCCGUGUCUGUGACCUGAUGAAGUUCGUUGCCGAGAAGGAGGGCUACUGAACUAUCUCGGGUUUCUAAACUCCAAUUGUACUGUAACAUACACACCCGGAAGUGAUGAAAACAAUAGAAUGCGCUUUCACGUUCAAUCA
Mycena citricolor is the source of this 2066-nucleotide messenger RNA. The record is from the annotation of a GenBank genome assembly. Lineage: Eukaryota; Fungi; Basidiomycota; Agaricomycetes; Agaricales; Mycenaceae.